UCAGCGAAAAAGACUCAUCUCUACAAGCGUGGCAGGAGACUUCACACGUAAAAUAUAAUUCUGACUAAAGAACGCGGACUGAAAAUAUUCUAACUGAAAAUGCUAAAAGUGAAAAAGAACAAAAAGCCAAAGCAACAACCGGCUCCCAUAGAAAUGGAGGAGUCCGAGUCGGAGGAGGCAUCAUUGAGUGAGUCGGAGCCGGAGAAGGAACCUUCGGAUGAGUCAGAAACGCCGGAGGAGGAACCUUCGAGUGACUCUGAGCCGGAGCAGGAACCUUCGGAUGAGUCCGACAUAGAGCCGGAGGAACAGGACGCUUCUUCCGAUGAGUCGGAGCCGGAGAACGAACCUUCGGAUGUGUCUGAUUUAGAGCCGGAGGAACAUAGCGCUUCCUCGGAUGACGCCGAUGAUACAAAUAUGGCCAACUUUAAGAACGGAUCCAAAUCCGAUCGCACCAAGCCGAAGCCAAAGGAACAGGACGCAGAGCUGCCUAUUUCCUCGGAAGACGACGAUGAAAUGGACCUGGCCAACUUCAAGAACGGCUCCAGAUCCACUCGCGUCAAGCCCGCCAAAAAGGCCAAGAGGGGCAUUAUUUACAUAUCUAAUAUUCCCAAGCACAUGAAUGUGACCCGCCUGCGCGAAAUCCUAGGAGAGUACGGAAAAAUUGGAAGAGUUUACCUGCAGCCGGAGAAGCUGUCGAGUGCCAAGGCCAAGAAGAACAAGCGCAAGCGCUACAACAUCCACUUCACCGAGGGCUGGGUAGAGUUCGAGUCGAAGGGGAUCGCCAAGUUCCUCGCCACCGUGCUGAACAACUCGAAGAUCUCCACGCGCAAGAAGUCACAGUUCUACGACUCGCUGUGGAGCAUGAAAUAUCUCCCGCGCUUCAAGUGGGUGCACCUCACCGAGCGCAUGAACUACGAGCAGGCGGUGCACAAGCAGCGCCUGCACACCGAGGUCUCGCAGGCUCGCAAGGAGACCACCUUCUUCCAGAACAAUCUCGACAAGAGCGACUACCUCAAGAAGCAGGCUAAGAAGGCUGCUAAGGCUGAUAAGGCUGAAACGUAUGAGAUGCCUCCUAAGAAGAAGGUUAAGAAGGCCGUGAGCGGGAGUGAGGACUGAGCCUGAGUUAGACUGACGUUUCAAUGGUUACCUGAUUAAUUAAGCAUCUGUAAUUUAAACCGAUUAACUAGCUGGCCUUAAAUAUAACGCUCUGCGAUAUCAUAAAAUAGUA
Messenger RNA from Drosophila biarmipes, 1228 nucleotides. Its product is annotated as activator of basal transcription 1. Gene Ontology annotation, cellular component: nucleolus. Bases 100 to 1116 code for a protein of 338 amino acids. Lineage: Eukaryota; Metazoa; Arthropoda; Insecta; Diptera; Drosophilidae. The transcript is spliced from 2 exons. Gene Ontology annotation, molecular function: RNA binding. Gene Ontology annotation, biological process: endonucleolytic cleavage in ITS1 to separate SSU-rRNA from 5.8S rRNA and LSU-rRNA from tricistronic rRNA transcript (SSU-rRNA, 5.8S rRNA, LSU-rRNA); endonucleolytic cleavage to generate mature 5'-end of SSU-rRNA from (SSU-rRNA, 5.8S rRNA, LSU-rRNA); small-subunit processome assembly. The record is from RefSeq and is a predicted model, not a curated record.